UAAAUAUUUUAUAUGGAAAUACUUGUUUCUCUUUCAAUUGGAAGUGCUCUACGUUUGGCUGUGGGCUGAUCUUAACUUGGUAGUUAAGGGAAAGAAAGUAGCGGGAAAUUUCUCGGAGCUCCAAGCUAAAAUCCUAAACCGCUAAAUCAAGUGAACCACUGACCCGCUUCACUCUUCUUUGAAUAAACUUUCCUCUUUUCUCACGCCACAAAAAUUCCCAUUUCUCCUCCACCCAAACAUCCGAUCCCGUUAAUCAUAAUCGGUGAAGGCGAGAGAGGGUCAACAUGUUGACGGAGCUGAUUUGUUUCGUCACCGUUGUUGUAAUACUUAAGUACUUCUUUUUCGACGACGAUGUCAUCGAUGUUGGAACUUCCGAUUACAACGCUCUAUUCACCGUUGCCGAAAGACUUGAGAAGCUUUAUGGUGGUAAGGCACAUGUUGGGCUUCAAAUUCCGGAUGAGGACUCUGGUAAUCGACAGAGUAUUGAUUUAGUUCUCGUCACUAAACGGGAAGCAGUGGUAGUUUGUGUUAAGAAUGCAUCAGGGUUUAUAUCUGUUGAUAGGGACGGGACAUGGGUUUGUACUGGAAGCCAUAAGACGGAGCGUCUCCCAGAUCCCGUUGCGGAAGCAAAACAAUUAGUUCCUAUUCUUGAGUCCUACCUUGAACAAAGGGGCAUCACUCUUCCUGAAGGAUAUUUGUCUUGCAAAGUCAUAUGUUCAAACCCCAAGUUCUGUACCAUUGGCUCAGACUCUUUUCCCUCCGAGGUCAUAACAUAUGACCAGUGGAUACAACUAAAACCUGAAUCAAACAUGCUUUCUGGUUGGAUUAGAGGUGCAUUUCAUGGUGGGAAGAAGGAAAUGCAGGAAUCAAUACAUGAGAAGCUUAACCUUGUACUCAGCACAGCUCCGAUGUGGGACAGGUUAGAGCUCAAAGGUAAUAAAUUUGUCCUUGGAGAGUUUCUGGAGUUCAAAGGCGACGGUGAAGAUAUUCGGGCAUUGGGAAACAUCAGGAGAUCAAAAGUUAGUAGAAUGACAAUCCAGAAAACAAGCAUGUUUGGUUUAGCUCAUUCCAAGCUCCAAGUGCUCUACUGUCUUCGAGAUUAUCGUGGUGAAGGGGCUUCAGCUUCUGACUGGAAAGAAGUCACUGUCCAUUCUAGGACUGAGGUCAAAAUUCAACCAAAAGGUUCAACGAAAGUACGCAAAUACAAGUUAUCCUCGGUUCUUUCCAUGUCAUUAAGUGCCUGACGUGUCUGCACGAAGUACCAUAUGAGCAUUGAUCAUUGAGAUGGAAUGGUUUAAUAAAAAUGUUUUAACUAGUCUGAUCUCGUUUUUCCUUCAGAAGUUCUAAGGUGAUGUGUGUACCUAUGUCGUCGAGUAUAUCCCAUCAGGCGUAGCAUUAGUAGUUGAGUAGAAAACAUAGGAAGGUGGUAUAAUGGAACAAAAUUCUAGUGUGAUAGAGCCAAUUGUCAGUAAUGUUUUAAAGGGGUUGUUUGGUUGGCGAACAAGUUAUUCGGGAUUAUAAAAUGGAUUAAAGAUAAGAUGUAUUUUUAUUAGUAGACGUUUGAUUCAUUGGACUAAAUAUGCGAUAUAUGAUACAAUAUAAACCAUAUGUUUGGUUUAGAACCGGAUAAGUUGAUAUGAACUUUUAUUUUCAA
This is a messenger RNA of Capsicum annuum, 1654 nucleotides long. RefSeq lists its product as uncharacterized. The transcript has 7 exons. NCBI's taxonomy places the organism in Eukaryota, Viridiplantae, Streptophyta, Magnoliopsida, Solanales, Solanaceae. The record is from RefSeq and is a predicted model, not a curated record. The coding region runs from base 285 to 1244 and encodes 319 amino acids.